Protopterus annectens (West African lungfish) is the source of this 5099-nucleotide messenger RNA. Its product is annotated as zinc finger protein 850-like. The record is from RefSeq and is a predicted model, not a curated record. The transcript has 5 exons. Gene Ontology annotation, biological process: regulation of DNA-templated transcription. NCBI's taxonomy places the organism in Eukaryota, Metazoa, Chordata, Ceratodontiformes, Protopteridae. The coding region runs from base 425 to 4345 and encodes 1306 amino acids.
GCUGGAGGUAGCUGUUGGCUUAGUGCAGAGGGAAAGGGAUUGUUUGUAGCCUGCAGAAAUAAUGCUCGUAGGGUUUCUUUUUCUCCUUCUUUUUGAUAAUGCAUAUUUAAUUCCCACAGAGCAGAAUACCAACAAAGUAGGAAAUGUUCCUGUUUCACCGAAACUUUAGCAACUUACAUUUAAUUAUUUUAGCUAAACUCUAAUUCUAUGCAGAAACCCAAUCUAAAAAGAAAUCCCUGGCUAUAACUGCAGGAGAUCACUAGAUGGCCCUGCCUUACUGACAGGAUUAGAAAAACAAAUCAGAGGUGAAACUGCAAAGGGAAGAGGCACAAAGCUGGAGUCUUACUUUCUUGGUCACUAAUAGGUACACAAAGUUGUUGAGGUUUCUUACUGGUGAAACUGCAUUCCUGCAAAAGAAGGGCAAAUGGCGCUGGAGGAACCUACGUCAUUUGAAGAUGUUGCAGUCUUCUUUUCUGAGGAAGAGUGGGGCAUCAUGAAGGAGUCCGAGAAAGAACUAUACAGGGGAGUAAUGAAGGCAAAUUAUGAAACAAUGACUUCUCUAGGGUUUCAGGUUCCAGAACACUACCUGAAGUUAUUUGAGAAGAAGGGAGAAGUAGAACCACCUCUUUGUGAUACAGUAGUUAUUGAAAAAACUCUAGAAGAAUUGGAGCAGCCAUCCGAUGAAAAUAAUGACAUCAGGUAUAAAUGGCUUACUAGUGAAGAGGAGUCGUUUAUCUAUAUGGUAGCUGGGAAAGGAUUUCUCUUUCCUGAAGCAUUAAGAGCAUAUCAGUGGAUUCAUUCUCAAGAAAAAAGUAAUGACCUGGUAGAAACUGAAGACAGCUAUUCUCAUCUUGAGCUACUGACAGCAUAUCAACAGAGUUAUACAAAUGGAGCAUUUUAUAACUAUUUUGAUUAUGAUAGUAGCUUUACAGACUCAUUUCAUCUUUUGGACUAUACCCAGCUCCACAUUGAAGAGAAACCUUAUAAGUGUAACACCUGUAGGAGGUGCUUUUUCAGUUUAACCCACCUUCGAGCCCACCAGAGAUUUCAUAAUGUUAUAAAACCAUACAAGUGCUCUGAAUGUGAGAAGAGUUUUAAUUAUAUAUCCCAGCUAAAACGUCAUCAGCUGAUACAUACUGGAGAGAAGCCUUUCAGAUGCACAGAGUGUGGGAUGUGUUUUAAUCAGCAAGCUAUUUUGCAGAAGCAUUGGCAAAGACAUACUGGAGAAAAGCCAUACAAAUGUACAGAAUGUGGAAAGUGUUUCAGAGCCCUCAAUGGUUUUACAGCUCAUCAAAGAAUUCACAGUGGAGAGAAACCUUAUCAGUGUUUAAACUGUGGAAAAUGUUUUGCUCAUUCAUCAAAUCUUAUAAGACACCAUAGAAUACACACUGGUAUAAAACCAUACAAGUGCACAGUAUGUGAGAAAAGCUUUGCGGAGAAGUCCCGUCUAAUACGUCAUCAGUGGGUUCAUAUUAGAGGAAGACCUUAUAAAUGUACAGAAUGUGGUAAGUGUUUUAUUAGGUCAACCCAUCUCCAGACACACAUGCAAAUUCAUACUGGAGAGAGACCUUAUAAAUGUGCAGGAUGUGCAAAGAGUUUUAAUUAUGUAUCACAACUGAGACGUCACCAGCGUAUUCACACUGGAGAGAGACCGUAUAAAUGUACAGAAUGUGAGAUGUGUUUUAAUCAAUUAUCUAUUCUCCAAAAGCACAAACAAAGGCACAUUAUUGGAAAACCUUAUAAAUGUGCAGACUGUGGAAAGGGCUUUAGAACUGCAAAUAGCUUUGCAGUUCAUCAAAGAAUCCAUAGUGGAGAGAUGCCAUACAAGUGUGCAGAAUGUGGUAAAAAUUUCAGUGCCCAGUACAGUUUAAUAGCGCAUCAACGAAGCCACACAGGGGAAAGACCAUAUAAAUGUUUAGAAUGUGGGAAGUGUUUUGCUCACUCUUCCAAUCUCAUAAGGCACCAGCAUAUACACAGAGGAAUAAAACCGUAUCAGUGUACGGAAUGUGAAAAGAGCUUCGCUGAAAAGUCCCAGCUCAGACUUCACCAGCGAAUUCAUAUUGGAGACAGACCUUAUAAAUGUACAGACUGUGGAAAGUGUUUUCUUAGGUCCACCCAUUUGCAAACACAUCAGAGAAUCCAUACCGGUGAAAAGCCAUAUAAAUGUAGUGAAUGUGGAAAAGGCUUUAACUAUGUAUCCCAACUCAUUCGCCAUCAGCGGAUUCACACAGGGGAGAAACCAUACAAAUGUUCAGAAUGUGAGAAAUGCUUUAAUCAGUUAUCCAUUCUUCAGAAGCAUCAACAGAGACACACUGGAGAGAAACCUUACACUUGUACUGAAUGUGGGAAGGGGUUUAGAUCAUCCAACACUUUGACUGCUCAUCACCGAAUCCAUACUGGUGAAAUGCCCUACAGUUGUACUGAAUGUGGGAAGAGUUUUAGAUCCCAAAGUAGUUUAAUAUCGCAUCAACGGAUUCACACUGGUGAAACACCAUAUAAAUGUGCGGAUUGUGGAAAGUGCUUUGCACACUCAUCAAAUCUUAUAAGGCAUCGACAUAUACAUACUGGAAUAAAACCAUAUCAUUGUACAAAAUGUGACAAGAGCUUUGCUGAGAAGUCCAGACUUUUGUGUCAUCAACGGAUUCAUAUUAGAGAGAGACCUCACAAGUGCUCAGAUUGUGGAAAGGGUUUUAUUAGUUUAACACACCUGCAGACACAUCAAAGAAUUCACACAGGACUGAAACCUUAUAAUUGUACUGAAUGUGACAAGAGCUUUAAUUAUAUAUCUCAACUUAUACGCCAUAGGAGAAUUCAUACAGGAGAAAGACCGUAUAAAUGUACUGAAUGUGACAGAUGCUUUAAUCAGUUAUCUAUUCUUCAAAAACACAAGCAGAGGCACACUGGGGAAAAACCAUAUAGGUGUGAAGAAUGUGGAAAAGGAUUUAGAGCUGCAACUAGCUUCAUUGCUCAUCAGCGUAUUCACAGUGGAGAGACACCAUAUAAAUGCACAGAAUGUGGAAAAAGUUUUCGUGCCCAGAACAGUUUAAUAGCACAUCAACGAAUCCAUUCUGGAGAGACACCAUAUAAAUGCAUGGAAUGUGGUAAGUGUUUUGCUCACUCAUCUAAUCUUAUAAGGCAUAAACAUAUACAUACUGGGAUAAAACCGUAUCAGUGUACAGAAUGUAAAAAGAGCUUUGCUGAAAAGUCCAGAUUGAGGCGCCAUCAAAUGAUUCAUAGUGGAGAACGACCAUACAAAUGUACAGAAUGUGGUAAGUGUUUUAUUAGGUCUACCCAUCUCCAAGCACAUCAGCAAAUUCAUACAGGAAUAAAACCGUACAAAUGUACAGACUGUGAAAAGAGCUUUAAUUAUAUAUCACAGCUGAGACGUCACCAGCGGAUACACACUGGAGAAAAACCAUACAAGUGUACAGAAUGUGAAAAGUCUUUUAACCAGCUGUCCAUUCUACAAAAACAUAAGCAAAGGCAUACAGGUGAAAAACCUUAUAUAUGUACAGAAUGUGGGAAGGGCUUUAGAGCCUCCACUAGUUUCAGAGCUCAUCAGCGAAUUCACAGUGGAGAAACACCAUUUAAGUGUUCAGAAUGUGGAAAGAAUUUUAUUUAUAGAUCACAGCUAAGGCGUCAUCAGCGGAUUCAUACUGGUGAAAAACCUUACAAAUGCACUGAAUGUGAUAUGUGUUUUAAUCAAAUAUCCAUUCUUCAGAAACACAGUCAAACACACACAGGAGAAAAACCUUAUAAAUGUAUGGAAUGUGGGAAAUGUUUUAGAGCUGCAACAAGUUUCAUAGCUCAUCAACGAAUCCACAGAGGAGAAACCCCUUAUAAAUGUAAAGAAUGUGGAAAGAAUUUUAAUUAUAUAUCUCAACUCAAACGUCAUGAGCGAAUUCACACCGGUGAGAAACCCUAUAAGUGCACUGAAUGUGAAAUGUGUUUUAACCAGUUAUCUAUUCUUCAAAAACAUCGUCAAACACACACAGGGGAAAAACCUUAUACAUGUACAGAAUGUAGGAAGAGUUUUAGAGCUGCAACUAGUUUAAUGGCCCAUCAGCUAAUUCAUAGUGGAGAGGCACUUUAUAAAUGUACUGAAUGUGGGAAGUGUUUUUCUCGCCCAUCAAAUUUGAUAAGGCAUCAGAGAAUUCAUACUGGCAUAAAACCUUAUAAAUGUACAGAAUGUGAGAAAUGCUUUACUGAAAAGUCUCAGCUGAGGCGCCACCAGAGAAUUCAUACAGGGGAGAGACCUUAUAAGUGCACAGACUGUGGAAAGUGUUUUGUUCAGUCAUUCAGUCUCAUAACUCACCAGCGCAGACACAAACCUAAAAGUAUUUAACUAUGUUAUAGUUGAAAUAGUUCUCCCACCAGAGAGAGAGAGAAAGCUGACUGGUGUGAGGUACUGUCUCUAUGUGUACAGUGUAUGCUUUUUUUAGUUAUUAAAUCUCAUAGGAGUUGUAUAGAAAAAAUAGCAUUGACAUAUGAGAUGCCACCAAUAGUUCUACUUGAAGGGACUGCUAAUGAUUAGAAUGUGUUAAGUAAUUUAUGCAUUCAUCCAGUUUUCUUAACAAAUAGUUUACUGGACAUAUCAUUAUAAGUCUUUUUAAGCCUGAGAAUAUUUUUCACAAAUUUUAUGCAGUAUAAAGUCAGUAGAAUCACAUGGAUUGAGCUUAUAUAAAUGUACAGAACGUUCAAGGAUUUUAAGUGUUGCAUUUUGGGUUUGAACCAUUUCAAGCAUGGGAGAGUUGAUAUAAAUGUACAGAACACUGUAUGUGGUUUGUUUGUUUUUCCUGGCUUGUGUCUUGUAAAAGAAGACAAAGUGUUGACAUAGUUCAUAGAAAUAAAAAGUGCAGGAGGCAUUUUUAUGAAACAUUUCACCUUCCCCCUUCCCAGUCCUUACUUCAUAUUUAAUGUAGAUCUCACACGUCACCAGAAGGGAGGUUUUAUGACUUUGCCAAACGUCAGAGGUUGAAUGUAAAAGAGUGCAAGGUACAAAAAGUGAGCCUGGCAUAACUGAAUGGUAAGGAAACAACUUGGAUGCUCAGUGGAAGUAACUCUGAAAACAUGCAAUAAAUUACAGUCUGUAAACUGUG